GCGGAGAAAACUGCCGAAGCCGGGAGGGGGCUUAGAAGCGCCGCACACCAUAUUGGGGGUGUCUGGCUUCCACAGCCGCUGAGCCCCGCCCCCGCCGCUCUCUGGGGCUGGGGGGGGGACGCCCGGGCUUACGGCGGCCUACACAAGCUCCUAGCGCUGGACGGGGGCCGUGCGCGACCACCGACCCGCGGCCACCAGCCCAGCGCAGCGCCAGGUCUCCACGCGGCCCGCGACCACAUCCGGUGUGUACCAUCUGCGGCGCCACCCCCAGGGCUCCCCCGCGGCCCGGAGUGGUGCGGCCCGGCCCGGCCCCUGACGCCUGCGAGGGGCGGGUCGCUGCCCGUCACGUGACGGGGAGUGACCUCGCUGCCCGGCGCCAUGGGGGCCUCGGACCCGGAAGUGGCGCCCUGGGCUCGCGGCGGUGCCGCGGGGAUGGCGGGAGCCGGAGCAGGAGCGGGAGCUCGCGGCGGAGCGGCGGCGGGGGUCGAGGCCCGGGCUCGCGACCCGCCUCCCGCUCACCGUGCACACCCGCGCCACCCUCGGCCUGCGGCGCAGCCCUCGGCCCGCAGGAUGGACGGCGCGUCGGGGGGCUUUGGCUCCGCGGACAACGCCCCGACCACCGAGGCUCUUUUCGUGGCGCUGGGCGCGGGCGUGACAGCGCUCAGCCAUCCGCUGCUCUACGUGAAGCUACUCAUCCAGGUGGGUCAUGAGCCGAUGCCCCCCACCAUUGGGACCAAUGUCCUGGGCAGGAAGGUCCUCUAUCUGCCGAGCUUCUUCACCUACGCCAAGUACAUCGUGCAAGUGGACGGGAAGAUAGGGCUGUUCCGAGGCCUGAGCCCCCGACUCAUGUCCAACGCUCUCUCCACCGUGACCCGGGGCAGCAUGAAGAAGGUUUUCCCUCCAGAUGAAAUGGAGCAGGUUUGCAACAAGGAUGAUAUGAAGACUUCUCUGAAGAAAGUGGUGAAAGAGACCUCCUACGAGAUGAUGAUGCAGUGCGUGUCCCGCAUGCUGGCCCACCCCCUGCAUGUCAUCUCAAUGCGCUGCAUGGUCCAGUUUGUGGGACGGGAGGCCAAGUACAGCGGUGUGCUGAGCUCCAUUGGGAAGAUUUUCAAAGAGGAGGGGCUGCUGGGAUUCUUCGUCGGCUUAAUCCCUCACCUCCUGGGAGAUGUGGUUUUCUUGUGGGGCUGUAACCUGCUGGCCCACUUCAUCAAUGCCUACCUGGUGGAUGACAGCUUCAGCCAGGCCCUGGCCAUCCGGAGCUACACCAAAUUCGUGAUGGGGAUUGCAGUGAGCAUGCUGACCUACCCCUUUCUGCUGGUCGGUGAUCUCAUGGCUGUGAACAACUGCGGGCUGCAGGCCGGGCUCCCCCCUUACUCCCCAGUGUUCAAAUCCUGGAUCCACUGCUGGAAGUACCUGAGUGUGCAGGGCCAGCUCUUCCGCGGCUCCAGCCUGCUUUUCCGCCGGGUGUCAUCAGGCUCGUGCUUCGCCCUGGAGUAACCGGAAACCUGAAAACACGCUGUCUCAGCCUGGCCGCUGCGGGUGAGGCCUGGUCAUGUUGGGCACUUGUAAGACGGCGCCAACCCAGCAACACCUAGACGUGCCCCAGCACAGCUGGGCUCCGGUGUCCCAUGUUUGCCAUGUGUGUCCAGAGUGGGGGUUGGGUGGGGGUGAGGCUCACCUGGGGAGGUGGGCGGGCCUGGGCACGGUCCCCUCACUUCGCAUGUUUGCUGAGUCUGCCCUGUGCGGGGGCCAGAGAAUGGCUUGUGGAGGCCCAGGUUGGAUGGGAAAAGGCUCAUGGUGUCAGAUCCCACCCCCACUCACACCCAAGUCAGCCCCCGCUCUCAUCCUGCAGCUCAUGGGAGCCUCGCUCUCCUGCUUGUAAAUAGGGCGUGAUCCCCUUUCACGAGGCCGCCGUCACGUCUUGUCCCCGUCUGUGCUGGGAAACUGUUGUUAGGUUCUGCCUUUGUUUUUCUCAACACUACUUUUCUGAUACGAAGGCAGCACCUUCUGAAAGGGAAAUCAUGUGACUGCUCAGAAUGUCCCCCUCCUCACGUGCUCAUUGGUUUAAUGGCGACGCCGCAGUGUGCAGGACCUGGUUCCCUGUGCAGCUGUGAACACCCAGGGGUUAGGCAGAUCAGUGUCUCUAGUCCUACCCAGUUUAAAAAUGCCCGAGAAGAUUUGACCCUGUCUCCCUCAAAUAAAUGUAUUGGUGGUGAUUUGGA
Molecule: messenger RNA, 2222 nt
Organism: Rhinolophus ferrumequinum (greater horseshoe bat)
Lineage: Eukaryota; Metazoa; Chordata; Mammalia; Chiroptera; Rhinolophidae
Gene: MTCH1
Product: mitochondrial carrier 1
Exons: 12
Coding region: 379-1497 (372 amino acids)
Biological process (GO): positive regulation of apoptotic process
Cellular component (GO): membrane; mitochondrion
Source: RefSeq, a predicted model, not a curated record